AUGGAGUCCCGCCGCACAAUAUCCGAACUGUUCGACGGGGCGAGCAGGGACCUCGGGCGGGUCCUGUGCAUCAUCACCGGAGCCUCGCGGGGCUACGGGCGCACGCUGGCCCUCCAGGUGUCCGCCCUGGUCCAACCCGGCUCCGCUCUGGUCCUGGUGGCGCGUUCCGAGGAGCGUCUCAGGGAGCUGCAGGCGGAGAUCCAGGACUCGGGCGCCGGCGCGGGGGCGGCGGGGGUGGCGGGGCUGGCCGUGUGCUGCGUGGGGGCGGACCUGAGUAAGCAGGAGGGGCUGGCCCACACAGUGAGGAUGGCGAAGGAAGCGGGACGCCUGGAUGUUGAUCACUUGCUGCUGAUCAACAACGCUGUUACUCCCCAACCCUGUCUGUUGGCGUUUCCACGGCGACAGGGCCUGUGGCGGACCGUGGUGAACCUCAGCUCCCUCUGUGCACACACACACACACACACACACACACACACUCAGGCGUUCCCCUCCUGGGUCCUCUACUGCACCGGCAAGGCCGCCCGCAACAUGAUGUUCCGUGUGCUGCGGGCGGAGGAGGAGCCUGACGUGAAGGUGCUCAACUACUCCCCCGGUCCCCUGGACACAGACAUGCAGACGCAGGCGCGCUGCUCCUCGGGGGAUCUGGAGCUGAGGGACUCCCUCUGCUCCAUGUUUCUACAGGGCCAGCUGCUGAGCUGCGGGGAGUCCAGCGCCAAGCUCAUGAGGCUCCUCCUGGAGGACGACUACCCCUCCGGGGCCCAGGUGGAUUACUACGAACUGUGA
Messenger RNA from Clupea harengus (Atlantic herring), 783 nucleotides. RefSeq names its product sepiapterin reductase b (gene sprb). The record is from RefSeq and is a predicted model, not a curated record. Lineage: Eukaryota; Metazoa; Chordata; Actinopteri; Clupeiformes; Clupeidae. Gene Ontology annotation, biological process: tetrahydrobiopterin biosynthetic process. Gene Ontology annotation, molecular function: sepiapterin reductase (NADP+) activity.